AAGAAAGGGUAAGAAACUGGUUCCCUAUCCAUAUAUUUACAGAUUCUGAGACUUGGCAGACUGCUCUCACAUGACUAACCUGCUAAAUAAAAAGAAAAAAAACCCAUUUCUUCUGCUGAUCUGCAUACUCUGUCACCCCCAUUUUCACCAGUACUACCACCAUACUCCAAUUCCUAUCUCUAACCCUAACCCUAACUUUCUCUUCCUUUCUUUUUCUUUUCCUUUUCCUUUUCCUUUUUAUUAUUUUUUAUUUUUUUUUAUCUACAUCAACACAAACCCAUUUCACUUUACUCAAUUACCCAGUAUCUCUCUUUGCACCUUUUCCGACUUUCUUGCAUUAUUCUGGCUCUCCCAACCAUGGAAGCUUUUAGCUUGCUCAAAUACUGGAGAGGGGGCGGCGGCGGCGGCAGUAGUGUCGUUCUUGGCUCUGCUAAUCCCACUCUUAACUCACGCGCCACCACCAUUGUCACUCAAAACCCCAUUGAGACCGAUGACGACGACGAUGGCGAAGAUGACGAUGAUGGUCCUUUUUUCGACUUGGAGUUCGACGUGCCCGACGAAGAAGAAGAAGAACAAAGCAGUAAUAGAGUUAAUGGUGAUACUGAGUCUGACGAGGAGGAGGAUGAUUGUCAGUUUAAUUUCACGCUGAAUGAGCGUAUUGAUCAAGAUGUUUCGGUUUCACCUUCUGAUGAUUUAUUUUUCAAAGGAAGACUCGUUCCAAUUGAGCCUUCUUCUUCUUCUUCCUGUUCUUCUGUAAUCAUUGAUGCCUCAGAGCCUAAUUCGAAGCCUCAGUUCCCAGUUUCUUUCUUGAAAUCCGCAACUAAAUUUCGAGUCUUCAUGUUAGGAUUCAAAAAGUCCAAAUUAGAGAAACCAGUAAAUGAUAAGCCAGCAUCAGAGGCUAAUAAUGAAACAGCGGCUUCUAGUACUAGUCCUAAUAAACAGAGUCAACAACAAGAAGAUGAGAAAGAAGAGGAAGCAACAAAACAGAACAGGUUUUUUACUGUCAAGUUUAAGGUAGAAGAAGUGCCUAUCGUUUCUCUCUUCACGAGAGACAACAGUAAAAGCGCUAAUAAAUCGCACAAGCAAACUAAUAUACAGGAAACUGCCACUGCUAUCAGCGCGCCAUCUUCAGAUGAGAAACGAUUUUCAAAAGACGUAAUGCAGAACUAUUUGAAGAAGAAAGUCAGACCACUUUAUAUUCGUGUUUCGAAACGCUAUGCAGACAAGUUAAGCUCAGAUUCUGGACCCAAACAACCACCUCCUUCAACGGCGGUUACAGCCCAGAAUUCUUCGCCAACAACAGUAAUUGCUGAGAAGAAGCAACCGGAGACGGAAAUAACGGCUGCAGUGAGCAAUGUGAAGAGCUUGAAACAAGCAGGACUCAGAGUUGUGUGUAAACAUUUGGGGAAAAGCAGAUCAGCGUCGUCUGCGGUGGCGGCGGCUCCGUCAUCGUCGUCAAGGAGAAGGGAUGAUUCGCUGUUGCAACAACAGGAUGGAAUCCAAAGUGCUAUUCUUCACUGCAAAAGAUCAUUCAAUGCCUCUAGAGAUUGUGAUUCUUCUCUGUUGUCAAGGUCAGUAAGCGAUCCAUCCCAUGAAUUGUCAAGGAAAUCAUCAGGUGAAGCGAAAGUUUCUCGAAUUCAAAGUGUUUAAUUAUCCCAGAAAGGCGGGAAAAUUGGGUCUGAUAUUAUCAGAAUUGUGUUGAUAAAUAUAGCGUAGUAUUGUAUGUAUUUUCAGGUUUCUUUAGAUGUGGCGAUUCUGUAGCUAGGAAUUAAGUUAUCAUCAGUUCAUUAGUCCAUCAUUUUCUUCCAUUUCUGUAAAUGGGUAUCUUUUUUUUAUUACUUAAGAAAAAAAAAACAAUGUUAUGUGUUUUUACUA
This is a messenger RNA of Ricinus communis (castor bean), 1875 nucleotides long. Its product is annotated as probable membrane-associated kinase regulator 2. Gene Ontology annotation, cellular component: plasma membrane. NCBI's taxonomy places the organism in Eukaryota, Viridiplantae, Streptophyta, Magnoliopsida, Malpighiales, Euphorbiaceae. The record is from RefSeq and is a predicted model, not a curated record. The coding region runs from base 358 to 1650 and encodes 430 amino acids. The transcript has 2 exons.